AUGGCAUCUCCAUUCACGAGGCAUUCCAAGAGACACCUUCACCUUGCCCCGCCGUUUCUGCUGGACGACUACACGCCCCGGUAUCUUGGACUCUCUUCCCGCGACGCCGCCAAAAAGCGCUCGCUGGCCUAUGCCCACCUCCGCAACUGCAAUCUUUGCCCCCGGCUGUGCGGCGUCAAUCGCUACGAGACCACUGGAAUGUGCCUCAUUGGCGACAAGGCAAAGGUCAAUGUCAUAGCGCCGCAUUUUGGCGAAGAGCCGUGUAUCCAGGGGCACAAUGGCAGCGGCGCCGUAUUCAUGAGUGGGUGCAACAUGCGGUGCAUCUUCUGCCAGAACUACGACAUCGCCCACCAGCGUAACGGAAUGGACCUUACCCCGGAGGAGCUAGGCCAGUGGUAUCUCAAGCUCCAGGAGACGGGCAACGUCCACAACAUCAACAUUGUCACGCCCGAGCACGUGGUGCCUCAGGUGGCGUUGAGCAUCCUCCACGCGGCUGAGCUAGGGCUGAGAGUCCCCAUCAUCUAUAACACCUCAAGCUACGAUUCACUAGCAUCUCUGGAGUUGAUGGAUGGGCUAGUUGACAUCUAUCUAGCAGAUUUCAAGGUUUGGAAGCCGAGCACAUCCAAGAGGCUGCUCAAGGCGGAUGACUACGCUGAGACUGCCAAGGAGAGCAUAAAAGCUAUGCAAAAACAGGUUGGCGACUUGUGCUUCACCGGAGACGGCAUUGCUAAAGUGGGCUUACUGGUUAGACACUUGGUUAUGCCAGGAAAAGAGGCCGAGGGCGCCGAAAUUAUGAGGUUUCUGGCGUCUGAAGUGUCAACCGAUUGUUUCGUCAACAUCAUGGAGCAGUAUCACCCCGAUGCGCAUGUUGGAAAAAAGAGAAGGCGAAGAAGAAUACCCUCAGCUGAAGGAGAGGAGAAGAGUUUAAAUAUGCCAGAAGACGCAGACGAAGAAGUUCGGUAUAGCGAUAUCAAUCGAUCAGUCACGAGCGACGAAAUUUCAUCAGUGCGAGGAGCCGCCGUGAGAGCCGGUCUGUGGCGGUUUUGCGACCCUCCAAAGCACGACGGCUUUGCCAUCUGA
Messenger RNA from Trichoderma atroviride IMI 206040, 1080 nucleotides. The record is from RefSeq and is a predicted model, not a curated record. Lineage: Eukaryota; Fungi; Ascomycota; Sordariomycetes; Hypocreales; Hypocreaceae.